Molecule: messenger RNA, 6055 nt
Organism: Cimex lectularius (bed bug)
Lineage: Eukaryota; Metazoa; Arthropoda; Insecta; Hemiptera; Cimicidae
Exons: 2
Coding region: 764-6055 (1763 amino acids)
Cellular component (GO): plasma membrane
Molecular function (GO): calcium channel regulator activity; GTP binding
Source: RefSeq, a predicted model, not a curated record
UAAGGACAAAAGAGGCGUUGCGUUUGUGAUAGUAAUUAUUGUGAUACAUGCUGUGUGACUGUACGUGGCGUGCGCUUAAUGUCGCAUAGUGUGCACACCCUACCAAAACGUGACAAGGCGUCGGGUAGCAUCGUAUAGCGUAGCAUCGUAUAGCGUAGCAUCGUGUAAGUGUGUUCCUCGCUUUAGUCUCCUGUCACGAUUUUCGGAAAUAACAGGGGUUGUUGACAUGAAUGUGUAGUGUGAAAAGCCAAUGAUGCAAUAUUGAGUACCCAUCCGACUCUCAUAGUUGUGUAGUUGUCUAUAGAGUCAUAUCGAGUACUCCAUCGCUCUACUCAACUGAAUGGUAUUUAUACUGGACGUUAAAUUCCAACCAAGAUAAACUAGAUGCAUUAUUUAGGAAAGGUUGACAACAAUAUUUCAAUAAAUGAUAGUGUCCAAUACAACAGCACGAACAUUUAAAUUUUAAAUAUUAUGGUUUCUCCAAAUAAAAAAAUAUUUCCUUGCCCAAGGAUAAGAGUAACGGUACGAAAAUUUAGUUAUCGUCAUAGAUUAGAUACUGGAUGCUUUUUUAUCUCUAGAUAUAUCCUACACAUCUAAUUUUCCAGAGUUAUAAUCUUCUUAGCUGCAAUUCAUUACUUUAAGUUGUACAUAUGUUUAUAUAUCAUUUGAUCGGUUUCUAUCUUAGUUAAAAUCAUUAUUUUAGUUUAGUAUUAGAUAGUAGGCUUUUUGGAUAGUAGUUUAUUUAGUGCUAGUAUUAUUCAUAAUGCAAACCGCAAAGAAAGAAGCGAUCAACGAUGACAAAUGGAGUUGCAUGGUCGCUAUAAUGAGCGAGAUAACGGAACCUUACGAGUCUUUCGUCCACUUGUACGAGAGCAACAGUGAGCAGGAACCCCUGGUUAUAAAUAUUUCUCAGAAAAUGCUAUGGCGUUUUAAGUCCGACGGAAACACGGCAGGAUUGCUAAGAGGAAGUCAAAGCGAGGCACAUUCAGCUCAGAAGAAAAAAAUGUCAGUGAAAAGUGAUUCUUUGAAAAAAGGCUCUAUAAAAAGAGGAUCCGUAAAAAGAGGGUCGGUUAAAAGAGGGUCAGUUAAAAGAGGGUCGGUUAAAAGAGGGUCGGUUAAAAGAGGGUCGGUUAAAAGAGGAUCCAUAAAGAGUGGACGAAAAAUGUCGGAUAAAGAUAAGAAACAAUUAUACGCGAAGACAAAAACCGUGGAUCAUGCAAAAUUGAAUAGGUUGAAACAACAAGCUAAGGUGAUACGUCAAUAUAUUCUUAAAAUAAAAAAAGCUAUGCUAGCAAAGAUUGCUCGUUACAGAAAAACUGGUAUAUACGCGAAAGAUGAGACUACGUUGAAUCCGACUCCUGGGCCACACGUUUUUUUUGUCAUAACUGGGUUUGAUGAAGCCGAGAUCGUUCCCGCUUUGCUCGAGGCCGGUGUACCAGUUAUUGCAGGACUUGCGAUUGGUACAAAUGUGGAGUUAGCUCUGAAAGAAGCAAAAUUUGAAGCCGCUAUGGAAACUGCCCGGGAAAUGAAUGAGGGAAAAGAUCCUACACAACCGAGACUAAGUAAGAGGAGGAAGAGUUCAGCCAGGAGGCAGAGCGCGGCCAGAAGACAGAGUGCGGCUAGAAGACAGAGUGCGGCCAGAAGACAGAGUGCGGCCAGAAGACAGAGUGCGGCCAGAAGACAGAGUGCGGCAAGGAAGCAGAGUUCAGGGAGGAAAAAGAGUACUAGAAGAGAGAGCACGAAGAAAAGCAGCGGAGAAAGCAAAAAACCUGGUGACACAAAGCAAAGUGGAGGUAGGACGAGUAGCUUAAAGUCAUUGGGCGGGAAAAAAACGGAAGUCAUUCGGGAUUCCCACACUGAGUUUUGGAUUAAAUUAAAUGAAAUAUUAGAAAGUCCAAAAAGCUUCGAUCUGCUCAAGGAUUUUGUUGUCAUCCCAUUAAAUCCUCUAGAAAUUUUAAAAGAAGAGAGAGAAAGCCGUCAAGGAUAUAAGUUGGUCAAUCAAGUUACUCAAACGCUUUUCUCUUUGGUUGGCGAAUUGAGAAAUUUUAUUCACUACAUGAGCUGUGUUCGUGAGGUGAAUUUACCUCCACCCGAACCGGAAAGCGUACUUUUCGAUACCUACAAAGCAAAGAUGAAACAUAUACCUUUAAAUGAUGCGUCAUUGGAAAUAAUCCUGUAUAGCAUGACUUGUGCUGUAGAAGAAGAAAUCUCUUCUGAAGAAAGAAUAUUAUAUAAUUCAAAAAUGUAUAAACAACACUCGAGCUUACAAUCAACGCCUACAGAAACCAGAGAAAAACGAUCGGUCUUAAAAUUUAAUCUUUCGAAAGACGAAAAAGAAGAAAACCAGGAUGUCGCAUUUUUGUAUUCUCCGGUAUUGUUAAACCACAAGGAUAAGGCACGCAUCGAGUUGUUCGAUGUGGACAUAAAGGGCGUCAACGUGAAAAAUGUAUACACAAAUAUUUACAAACAUAUGCCCUACUGCAACAUCUGGAAUUACUAUAAAGAGCAAGAUCCUACGGCUAAAGUAAAAAACGGAAGCCAUUUGUACAAGUUGUGGAGAUGCGAAGAGAUGAGGAUGCCAUUCGAUUUAUUUACAAUUCAUAUCCACCAAUUAAUUAUUUUAAAAAUGAUCACUAUGUGUUUAGAAGAAGGAAACUUGACAACACCAAUCCCAAACAAGGACAGAACUUCCGCGAACAUGAUAGAAGCGAACGAUAUAAAAGGUGACUUGAACAGCUAUAAACUAACAAAAUUUUUGAUUUCUGAGGAAAUCCUCAGUCUGUUUGACUAUGAGGUUAAAACUAAAAACAAUUUUAACAGCGUGUCAGUUGAAGAAUUUGACGAGUAUAUAAAUUUACAGGCUCUUCAUAGCGCGUUUUGUAAUUAUAAAAACGCUUAUUAUGAGCACUAUCCUUUAACUGAUAAAAUAGUAUUUUUGUUCGCAAAUGAUUUUAAUUUUAAAGGGCCGACUAAAUCUAUUUCAAAAGGGCACUUAGAAGUUUCAUCUGGAUUCAGACAAUUUUACAUGUUCACCAGGCAUGAAUAUUCUGUUAAAAAAUGGCUCCAAUCCCAAAAAGAAGCAAUAGACAAAAUUGAUGACCAAACCCAAAUUGAAUUCAUAAAAACACAGAAACUUUACAAAUACAAAAACGCAGUGAAAGACGCUGACUUUCUUUCAGAAAAGUUACAAAUUCCACUGCCUUUAAUCAAUAAAAAUGCUGAAUCGUAUUAUAAGGACGUUUACGAUGUCGACCCGUCCGGAGCGAGAGUAAAUGAAGAGACAACCAAUUUCACAUCAUUCGACGGGCCGACUAUAGAUAUAAAGCAAAUUAACGAUUGCUACGACAGAACAAUUAUUCUUAAUUCUUUCGGAAACAGUGUUGUUUAUACGAUAAAUGUACUACCAACAAACAUCAAGCAGCCUCCGCUGUUGUGUGUUGAGUCCAAACACGGUACUAGAUUUGUUAUACAGCUUGUCACAAAAAGUAUUGCGAGUAACGAGUCCAAAAUAAACGUUAGAAAACAAAGCGCGAAAAGUGACGGAGGAAGGCGGUUGAGCAGAAAACAGAGCGCAAAAAGUGUCGGAGGAAGGCGAUUGAGCAGAAAACAAAGCGCAAAAAAAGACGGAGGAAGGCGAUUGAGCAGAAAACAAAGCGCGAAAAGUGACGGAGGAAGGCGAUUGAGCAGAAAACAAAGUGCCAAAAGUGACGGAGGAAGGCGAAUGAGCGCAAAACAGAACACUACGAGGAGAAGAAGCAGAACGAAGUCCGGUGAACAACAUUUAUCGAAACCCGUCGAUGCAGAGACGCAAGCAUAUCAAGUAUACACUACACUUCCCAACGGUUCUAAAAUAUCGUUUUUUGAAUUCGAUGGAAAAACUCAAGUCAAGCAACAGUUCAUCUCCGAAGAAGCUUAUUACAAACAAGACGUUUACGAAUAUCAGAGACUCUUCCUAAAUAACGGCUCAAUAAUACUUUACCGACAUAACGGCGAUACAGUUAUUUUUAGCCCAAAUUCAACGAUAUUUAAAGUCGAAGAAGUUAAAUGGGUUGAGAAGCAGGCGAAUUUGAUAUCGGAAAGUAUGUUGGACACAAGCCUGAGCGUACCGUGCCAAAGUCAAAGUCAAUUGAUUAGCGGUUUGCCUAGCACAAUACAAAGUAGCAGUACAACCAUUCUUAAAAGUAAAAUGGAGAGUAGUAAAUCGGAUGACAGUAGGAGACAGAGUAGAAAAAAAAGUGUAAAGCGCAAACAAAGUGCUAAGGGUACGAGGAGACAAAGCAAUAAGCAGGGCCGGAGACAAAGUGCCAAAGCUGGUGGUGGCAGGAGACGAAGCAGUGCCAAAGGAGGUGCGCCUAGAAGUACAAAGUCGUCUGUACAAUUGGCGUCCAAUCGACAGGAGAACGACACUAAAUUGUACCUUCAAGUGACUGCCAGUGAAAGAUUCGACUAUCUGGGCAAAUUCUACAAAUUUAUAAACGAAAACGAGUUGGUGAUGAGAAAACACACUCAUAGACUAAGAGUGGCCGAAAAACAUGGAAAAGAGCUUUACGUUAAAAGAAGCGAUGGUACAAACAGCUAUUUUAAAGAAGACGGAAUUCUCCAUGUUAAAUACGACGACGGUUCUCUCAUCACGUCUAUCCCACACCAAAGAACGGAAAGCAUGAUAACAAUAAUGGGAAAUCAAAGUUCACACGACUUGACCAAGGAACCCAACUCGUCUAACAUUAAAAGUGCCAACGAAUCUGAUCAUGGAGAAGAUGAAGAUUACUUAACUUACGAAAACGAAUACAUACAAGAACAUCCUAAAUAUGUGAGGGUGUGUCACAGGAGAGGAGGUACAUGUGAACUGACGCUGGACAAAUCCACGAGCAUCAUAAAAAAUCCGAACGGAAGUUAUUUUAUAAAACUAGACGACACGACCGUUAUGCAUAUAAACAGAGAAUUAAUAACUGUCGAAUCCCAAAAGACGACUGACGGGUCUAGACCGGAAGGAAAAUCCUUCACAAAAAUUUUCCCCGAGAACACGAACUCUCAAGAAAAAAAAAUUAUUAUGGAAUCAACGGACAGUCUCAGUAGGACGUUCACCGUAUUCUCGGACGGAUCUCACGAAUUUAGCAUCUCGGACGCCACGACUGGAGAAUUUGACGAAGCCAGAUUCAAACAGCUGCUCCAUUCGAACAGAUAUUUCAUACUAAAAAGAGACCUGUCCGGUUAUGAAUUUUUGCCGGACGUUUCGACGUCGCACGACAUGGCAAGGGCUGACGAACAAGACGAAAAUACAAUCGGGGCAUCAGAUAAGAAGAGUAAACGCGAUUUCGAAUCCAUCGGAGAUGUGCCCAUCGAUCGAGUCCGACCGUCGAAACUCAUGCUCGAGACCGACCCAUUCACGAAGAACUUCAAGGAAAGACAGCCCACGAGACGGAAUUUACGAAUGUCGGCGAUUCAAAAGUCGAUGAGCGAGAGUGAGAACGGUGAAGAAAAGGCCCAACGGUUCCAAUGUAAAAUAGAAAUUAAAAACGAGCAUAUGUUCUCAUGUAGAAAAAUGAAUCUUUCCCUUCCGUAUGAGUACGAAGAUAACAAAACCAACAUACUCAAGAGAUGCGAUUUGACGGACAUCCUCCCGAAAAACAAACAAUGGCUAUUUAAUCUAGGACCGGAAUUUUACAGAACAAUGUGUACAUAUAUAGAGGAAAAAACAUGCAAAAUUUCUGAAUCAAAUUCCCAGGAUACAAAAGAGCCGCUUGCAAUUUUGUACAGAAGACAGAAAACUUUGACUCCCGGAGCGCACAUUUACUCUCUGUACAAAGAGGCGUACACGAACUACAUGCUGUACAACAAAGAUAUAUAUACCGCUUACAACAAAUAUUUUGUAAAGACAUAUUUCGAUACUUACCGGGAUGUCCGAGAACGCGAAGCGACUUUAAACGUCAAGUCUUUCAUCCGCACGUUCGAACGAGAUAGCGGUAGGGGCUUGUUUUCCGCGGGUACACAAAAAGCUCGGUCUUCGUUCGCCAAAGUGAAGAAGACAGGGUGUGCAAGACUCGAUCUUCACUGA